AUAAACGUUAGCUACACGAGCGGAUGUUCGGUGAAGUUUAUUUUAUAGAUAACUAACAAACUGACAUUAAUACAGAGAAGAGAUUACUUCAGUUUCUUCUGCUGGAUUAAAAAACAUUGAGGAGAGAUAAAGAGGCAGUUCAAAUGGACGGAGGAAAGCCUCAACUAACUUCUGCUAAAAAAGGAGUUGAUGCCACGGUGGAGGACGGAGGUCAAGAGAAGAAGGAAAAUGAACAAAAACAGUCAUGGCCGCGGAUGACUAAGAAGUUCCUGAAGGACCACUGCAAGCAGAACAAGCUUUACUUGACGCCUCGCCUCAAUGACACACUGUUUCUGCAUUUCAAAGGCUUCUCAGCCAUCGAGAACCUGGAGGAGUACACAGGACUCAAGUGUCUCUGGCUGGAGAGCAACGGCCUCCGGUGCAUUGAGAACCUGGACGCCCAGACUGAUCUUCGCUGCCUGUUCCUCCAGCAGAACCUCGUAUUCAAGCUGGAGAACCUCGAGCACCUGAGGAAACUCUGCACCUUGAACGUCUCCAACAACUACAUCCAGAAAAUAGAGAACAUCUCCGGCCUCCAAUGCCUCACCACCCUGCAGAUGGCCCACAACAAGCUGGAGACCCUGUUGGACGUGGAGCACCUGAGUCAGUGUUUGGCGAUUAGUGUGUUAGAUCUGUCUCACAACUUGUUAAAUGACCCCGAGAUCCUCCACGUCUUCGAGGCCAUGCCCGAGCUGCGAGUGUUGAAUCUGAUGGGGAAUGAGGUGGUGAAGAAAAUCCCAAACUACAGGAAGAUGAUGAUCGUGCACCUCAAGCAGCUCACCUUCCUGGAUGAUCGCCCGGUGUUUCCCAAGGACAGGGCAUGUGCAGAGGCAUGGGUGAAGGGAGGGCUGGAAGAGGAGCGCAAAGAGAGGGAGCAAUGGGAAACACGAGAGAGGAGGAAAAUUCAGGACAGCUUGGAUGGCAUGGCGAUGAUUCGGGAGAAAGCUCAGGAGAGACGGCGCCUGCGAGAGCAGCAGGAGAAAGGGGAGACUGAGGUUUCCACUGCUCCUUCUGAGGAAAAUGACCCCCAGUUUUGGACUUCAUCUCAAGUGAAGAUCCAGGCCUUCGUACAGGACAGCUUGGAUGCACAUGAGGAGUUCUUGCAGGGUCAAGCAACACACAGACACAAACCAGAAAGUGAGCAUGAAGAAGCAGAUCAGCCAAGUGAAGGGCUGGAAAAGGAGCAACUAGAGAAAGAUAAUCAGUACAAGAGAGAAGAGAAAGAGGAGCAAGACAUGGCUGCAGAGACUGUGUUGGAGACAGAGAAAGCAGAAGAUCACAAACAACAACAAAACCAGUCACAUGUAAUCCAGCAGGCAAACAUGGGAGAGAAGCAGCAGCCUCUUCUGGUCAGGGCAGCUGCUCCUGAAGCAGAGGAAGUAGCACCAGCACAUGGUCCAGGUCCGUUGGUUACAGAGCUGAAGGACGAAGAGCAGCUGGAAACCAUCCACCUCUCACUGCAUCGCUCACUACACAUAGACGACCUGCCCGAUCUGGAGGACCUGGACGCUGCAGACUUCACUGAAACAUUCUCCUCACAGCAGCUGUUCAAACCGAUAAUAAUAGAGGUCAUAUCAGGAAGCAGCGAUGAGGAUGAGCCCAGAGGAAACCAGAGUGAGAGCAUCACCACCGAAAGUUCAACAUUCACUUUAGUCUCUGAAGAUUCUUCAUCACUGGUAUAUCCAGAGGAUCAAGAUGCCCUCGAGCCACUGAUACCUGAGCCGGUGGGGAAGUCAGAGACCAACCAAGCCUCCUGUCCACCACGCUGCCUGAUUCAGGAGCUCGACUGAUGCUUUCAAGUUUGAAACUAAACAAUCUCACAGGGGUUCUUUAACAUUUUGUUUAUGUGGGUGUUCGCUGUAAAACUUUUUGACCACAGAAUAAACUUUACUAUAAUUGAUCAGUUUUCUUCUUAGCUUUGUACUAUCACAAUGA
This is a messenger RNA of Paralichthys olivaceus (Japanese flounder), 1974 nucleotides long. RefSeq names its product dynein axonemal assembly factor 1 (gene dnaaf1). NCBI's taxonomy places the organism in Eukaryota, Metazoa, Chordata, Actinopteri, Pleuronectiformes, Paralichthyidae. Gene Ontology annotation, molecular function: protein binding. The record is from RefSeq and is a predicted model, not a curated record.